Messenger RNA from Trematosphaeria pertusa, 782 nucleotides. RefSeq names its product CMD-domain-containing protein. The transcript has a single exon. Bases 330 to 782 code for a protein of 150 amino acids. Gene Ontology annotation, molecular function: peroxiredoxin activity. The record is from RefSeq and is a predicted model, not a curated record. NCBI's taxonomy places the organism in Eukaryota, Fungi, Ascomycota, Dothideomycetes, Pleosporales, Trematosphaeriaceae.
GGGCGCCUCAUCUGUGCUCGUGUUAGCCCGUGAAUUGCGAUGAUGCAACCAGCGAGGGCGGGUUGGAGAAGAGGGGAAGAGGGGCAACCCCAACUCGACGGCACCACCGAAGCCGGAGGCCCACAAGGAGGGGCAGGGUCAGCAGGGCUAGCAGAGGGAGCUCUUCGACGACAACGCCUUCCAUAUUCCAAAUCUUCAAAAGAGACAUCUCCAUCAAGCUUUCUCCCUCGCGCCUGAAUAAUUGAGCCUCCACUGCCUCUUGGUUCCCCCCGACAGUGCUAUACGAUCCUCUAGCCCGACCGAGUUUAUCCACCAAUCAGCGCGCCGCCAUGUCCAGCGAUCCGAAGUACGACGAGCUCCACAAGCAGCUCUUUGAGGAGGGUCUGAAGAUGCGACGCAGCGUUGUGGGGAACGAAUAUGUUGACCGCGCGCUCGACAAUGGCUCGUCGGAGUUCGCGCGGGCGGGACAAGAGCUGGUGACGGAGUGGUGCUGGGGCUACGCGUGGACGCGGCCGGGCCUCACAAAGCAGCAGCGCAGCCUGCUCAACAUCGGCAUGCUCAUGGCCCUCAACCGCGCGCCCGAGCUCGCGGUGCACAUCCGCGGCGCGCGCAACAACGGGCUCUCGGAGCUCGAGAUCCGCGAGGCGAUCAUCCACGCGACGACGUACUGCGGCGUGCCGGCGGGCGUCGACGCCAUGAAGACGGCGGAGAAGGUGCUCAACGACAUGGCGGAGAAGGGCGAGAUGGCGCGCGAGAUGGGCAACAGGAGCGACCGAGCGUAG